This is a messenger RNA of Emiliania huxleyi CCMP1516, 2321 nucleotides long. RefSeq lists its product as hypothetical. Lineage: Eukaryota; Haptophyta; Isochrysidales; Noelaerhabdaceae. The record is from RefSeq and is a predicted model, not a curated record. The coding region runs from base 1 to 2049 and encodes 682 amino acids. The transcript has 9 exons.
AUGACAGCAAAGCUCAAGAUCCUGUUUGGCUUCUAUCAGAUCUGCACCGUCCUCUCCUCCACCUACUCCGCGCGGCUGCCGGACAAGUACACGGGCUGGACGGACAACUUGGCCAACGUGAUCUCCAUCGACUGGUCUGGCUUUUUCCUGCCGGAGCAGUGCCUCGGCUACGCUCUGCGGCUCCUCGCCAUCGCCCUCUCCCCCGCGGCCCUCGGCCUCCUCGACCUCACGCCGGCGGGCCUCGUGCUCGUCUUCUGCUUCGCCUACACGAUCUCUCCGCCCGGCGAGGAGCUAGAGCAGGUCUCCUACAUGCGGCAGGACGCGAGCGUCGAGUGCGGCUCCGACGAUCACGGACCCAUCACCGCCCUCGCCACCGGCUUCAUCGUCCUCUGGCCCGCCGGCUCGCUGGUCCUCUUCACGUCGCUCCUCGCCGCUUGCUACAAGCCGCUGCAGGCCAAGACGCCGAAUGCUCUGACGCGGGCCACCGCCUUCCUUCACCGGGAGUACGAGACGACCUGGUACUGGUGGGAGGCGGUCGAGCUGGCGCGCAAGCUCGUGCUGACUGGCUUCGUGCUUCUAAUACCGGAGGAGCGCGCCUUUGUUCGCCUCGUGGUGGCGACGCUCAUCUGCUCAUGCUACGCCGUCGCACUCGCCGUCGUGCGGCCGUACAAGCGGGUCGAGGACAACGUGCUCGCCGUCGCCACGAGCCUCGUGCUCCUCCUCCUCUUCCUCGGCACCAACUGGAGCACCAUCUUCCUCGGCAUCCAGGAGCGGUACCAGGGAGUAGAUCCCGCCGAUGUCCUCGGCUUCCGCAGCCUCAAUGUGAUUGUCGACUCGAUGAUCAUCCUCGUUGCAGUCGUGCUCGCCUUCUUCCUCGUCGGCGCCAUCGUCGCCGCCCGUCGCGUCGCCAAGAUCCCCACGAUCCGACUCGUCUCGACCAAGCAGCCCCCCGAGCUGAGCAUCGUGAGGGGCCUCACGUGGCACCUCUUCAACAGCCACAUCUGGUCGACCGGUCAAGACGCCGUCAAGGUCAUCAAGGGUGAGCUCGAGCAGCUGCUGCCGAACAUCAAAGUAGAUGAUCUCAAGGAUAUCGGGGCGCUGGAGGAGUACAUCCAGAGCUCGCAGAACUGCCUCCGCGAGGUCCGCUCGUCGCUCGAGAAGGACAAGCCGCUCGUCCUCGUCCAAGAAGCGGACCCUGAAAAGGGCGGCGGGACGCUCCAGGCGCUGCGCGACGAGUGCCCCGAGGACCUGCAGCCGGCCAUCUUUGACAACGACUGGCCGCUCACGAUUUGGUAUCGCAUCGAUGAGUUUCAGCUCAUCUCCCUCAAGAUCAUCGCCGAGGCGCCGCCGGCCACAGCCAGCUCCGCGGUGCUCCUCUGCUCGCCCAACUUUCUGGACAGGACCUCCCUUCCGCUCUGCGUGUCGGGUGAGCUCGAGAGCCAGUCGCUCGCCUUUUCCAAACCGUGCACGCUCUGGGCCUCGCCAGCCAACGCGGGGUCGCUGGCGCUGGCCGAUGAGAUCGCCGCCGCCUUUGCCCCAGAUCGUGAGACCGCCGGUCUCACGAUCUGCACCACCGAUGAUCGGCCGGCCAGCGCGACGCACUUGCUGCUCUACCUCAACGAGGACAGCUUCGUCAGCGACGAGCGGCUGGCCGAGCAGGUCAAGCAGGCGCGGGAGGACAAGCUGAAGAUCGUCAUGGCGCACGAGAACGACCCCGCGCUCGGCGGCUGCCAGUUCUCGAGGUUUUUCGAAGUCACGCCGCAGGAGCUCAUCGCCGGCGGACUCUACAAGGACCUGGCAAAAUCCUGCUUCCCCGGCCACCACCGCAAGGUGUCGCUCGUCCUUCUGGCAAAGAGCCUAGGCGCGACCCCCGCUCGGUCGCGGGCGGGCCUCCUCGCUUCAGGCAGCGUCGUUGAGGGCAGCACCAGUCUCGCGAUGCGCAGCCUUGGCGGACUCAGCCGGGUGUUCGCCAAGAUGAGCAGCCGCAGCUCUGCGGAGGCGCGCGAGGUCUCUGGAGGCGAGGCGUCGUCGGUGCAGCAGCAGGUCUGAUCGGUUGCGCGAUGUCGUGCGCAAAACGUGCGGCGCGGCGAUGACCUGCAAACACGGGACGAUUAGUAGAGCUAGCUCGCACAUGGAGCAUCCGUGGGAUGUUGUGCGCGGCAUUCACAUUGCGUUGGAGGGAGGGGGGGGAGGGGGGGGAGUCACAUGUACAUGUACAUGUUGUUGUGCAUGUGCAUGUCACGUGCACGGGCAGUCCGGAUGGAGAUUUUAUGAUUUGCGUCGUGGGACGUGGGGUUCCACUUCCAGCUCUUUCGUCCUGC